Podarcis lilfordi (Lilford's wall lizard) is the source of this 486-nucleotide messenger RNA. Lineage: Eukaryota; Metazoa; Chordata; Lepidosauria; Squamata; Lacertidae. The record is from the annotation of a GenBank genome assembly.
AUGUCCCCACCCAUCUUCCUCCUCAAGAGGCUGCCCUACUGCGGCCACAGCACCAUGCAGCACACCUACUGCGAACACAUGGGCAUUGCCCGCCUGGCCUGUGGAGACAUCACCAUCAACAUCUGGUACGGCUUCACGACGACCCUCCUGUCCUCAGGGGUGGACGUGGUGCUCAUUGCCUUGUCAUACGGCUUGAUCCUCAGGGCCGUCUUCCAGCUGUCCUCCAAGGAGGCCCGCCUCAAGGCUCUCCGCACCUGCGGCUCCCACAUCUGCAUCAUCCUGAUGUUCUACGUGCCUGCCUUCUUCUCCUUCCUCACCCACCGCUUUGGCCACAACAUCCCCAGCUGCAUCCACAUCCUGCUGGCCAACCUCUACGUCAUCGUGCCCCCCAUGCUCAACCCCAUCGUCUAUGGGGUGAGAACGAGGCAGAUACGGGAGCGAGUCACCCACGUGUUCUCGCGGACAGGGAGGUGGAGGUGCUGCUAG